AAUUUUGAGAAAAAUUAUUUCCGCGACUAUUCAGUGAAAUUUUGCUUCAGAAAGCCGUAAGAAAACUGAGGCAAAUGAAGCCUUAAUUCCAACAUUAUAAAGCAUUCCCUCCUCCAAAAGCUCACAUUAACUCACCCCAACCACCAUUUUAAGCUGCAACCUCUCAGUCCUCUACGAAGCCAACCAAGAAAAAAAAAGAAGGAUGGGAAUUGCAGUUAGCAGAUGCUACACCAAACACAUUGUUGAGCCAAGAGAGCUGAGAGCCAGAGUCUGUGUUUUAGAAGAGGAGAUAAAGGAGCUAAGAAGUGAGAAGGAGAAGAAUGAGCAUUUAUUUUCACUGCAGAGGAGAAAACACAAGGAGGAGGUGGCAAUGUUGAGGAGGAAGGUGGAGGAGGAAGAAGAAAUGGUGAGAAGAUUGGAGAUGGCGGCGGGGCAGCUGCCGCCGGCGACGGCAGCCAUUGGUGGUAAGGAAUGGGAAUGGCGGCCGCGGCUAGAGAGAGAUUACGUGGUUGAACGCAUGAGGGAGGAGCAAGCAAGGAAGGAGGCGGCUGUGGACAAGUGGAAACAGCUCUAUUUGGCUAUUAAGACUGAGCUCGAUGAACUCAUCGUGAGGACAAAUGAAGGGGGUCAAUUCUGCUGGGGAUCUGCACAAGGAGCUAUGGUGGAAAGCCUACAGAAAGAGUUAAAAGCAAAGGAGGAGGCAUUGGAAGCACUUAGAACAAAGCUUAUGACCAUAGAGAGAGAAGGAGAAAGAAGAGAGAGGGAGAUUGAUAUAGUUAGGCAAAGCCUUAAAAUUCUAAGUAAUACCAAAAGAAAUAGAGGGAGGAGGAACAUGAAGAGAAUUCUGCACAUGUGAAUGCUUCAUAGAAAUGGAAGUUUAUAUGCUUUAGAGAGAAGAAACACUUAUCAUCAUCCUGCAAAAGAGCACAAAACUCCAAAUAUUGAUUGCUCAUAUUUAUAUAUGUUCGUAACAGAUAUGAACAGUUUUAUCAUGUAUUAGUCAUAUAGGAAUAAAAUUCUUGGAAUAAACUCAAAGAGAUCAUUUGGUACCAGCUGCUUGAAUUAUGUUGAUUCAAAGAAAGUAAUGUAGAGUAUGCUUUCUAUAAAGCUGGAAUUUAGCUUGAGCUACCUUUAAAUUAAUGAUAUAUCUGUUAUGAAGUAAUGCAGAUUGUAGAAUAGGCAUUCUGUAAAGUUUUGUCUUCACUCAAGAGAACAAAAAUCAUUACCAGGUCCUU
Molecule: messenger RNA, 1235 nt
Organism: Dendrobium catenatum
Lineage: Eukaryota; Viridiplantae; Streptophyta; Magnoliopsida; Asparagales; Orchidaceae
Exons: 2
Coding region: 203-856 (217 amino acids)
Source: RefSeq, a predicted model, not a curated record